AUGACCGCAAAUAAUAAUCCAUACGCGCCAAGUCCAACUGAUUACUUGUCCAACGUUAACAGCUUUCAAUUAAUUGACUCGACGCUGAGAGAAGGUGAGCAAUUUGCUAAUGCGUUUUUUGAUACCGAAAAGAAGAUAGAGAUUGCAAAGGCUCUGGAUGACUUUGGUGUCGACUAUAUUGAGCUGACAUCCCCAGUUGCUUCUGAACAGUCUUACAAAGAUUGUAAGGCAAUCUGUAAUCUAGGGUUGAAGGCAAAAAUUCUGACCCACAUUCGUUGCCACAUGGACGAUGCCAAAGUGGCCGUUGAGACUGGUGUUGAUGGUGUUGAUGUUGUCAUCGGUACAUCCAAGUUUUUAAGGCAAUACUCUCAUGGUAAGGACAUGAACUAUAUUGCCAAGAGUGCCAUUGAGGUUAUCGAAUUUGUUAAAUCCAAAGGCAUUGAGAUCAGAUUUUCUUCUGAAGAUAGUUUCAGAAGUGACCUGGUCGAUCUGCUGAAUAUUUACAAGACUGUCGACAAGAUCGGUGUCAACAGAGUCGGUAUUGCCGACACUGUUGGUUGCGCCAACCCUAGACAAGUUUACGAAUUGGUAAGGACUUUGAAAUCUGUGGUUUCCUGUGAUAUUGAGUGCCAUUUCCAUAAUGAUACAGGGUGUGCCAUUGCAAAUGCAUACACCGCAUUGGAAGGUGGUGCUAAGUUGAUAGAUGUCAGUGUUCUGGGUAUUGGUGAAAGAAAUGGUAUUACCCCGCUAGGUGGUCUGAUGGCCAGAAUGAUUGUAGCCGCACCAGACUAUGUCAAAUCCAAGUACAAAUUGCAUAAGAUCAGAGAUAUCGAAAACCUUGUUGCAGAGGCAGUUGAGGUUAAUAUCCCUUUCAAUAACCCAAUUACUGGUUUCUGUGCUUUCACACACAAAGCUGGUAUUCACGCUAAAGCCAUUCUAGCGAACCCAUCCACAUAUGAAAUCCUGGACCCACAUGAUUUCGGUAUGAAGAGAUAUAUACAUUUUGCUAACAGGCUUACAGGUUGGAACGCCAUCAAGGCGAGAGUUGAUCAAUUGAACUUGAAUUUGACCGAUGAUCAAAUCAAGGAAGUUACCGCCAAGAUCAAGAAACUAGGUGAUGUCAGACCUCUAAAUAUUGAUGAUGUGGAUUCUAUAAUCAAGGACUUCCAUGCAGAAAUUACUACACCACAACUACGCAGUAUUAAUGGCCAAGCUAGGACCAGUGCUAUUGACCUACAAAGCUUGGACACAGUAGAAGAAAAUGAGCCAGCUCAAAAGAAAGCAAGAGUUGAUUAA
Nakaseomyces glabratus is the source of this 1296-nucleotide messenger RNA. RefSeq lists its product as uncharacterized. Gene Ontology annotation, cellular component: mitochondrion. NCBI's taxonomy places the organism in Eukaryota, Fungi, Ascomycota, Saccharomycetes, Saccharomycetales, Saccharomycetaceae. Gene Ontology annotation, molecular function: homocitrate synthase activity. The record is from RefSeq and is a predicted model, not a curated record.